AUUUUAAAUAAAUUACAAUAAUCUUAUUUGCAUGAACAUUAGGUUUUUUUAUAAAAAAUGUUAUUUUUUCUUCUUCUUAACAGAAGUUUACUUGCUUAAAGUGUUGCAGUAAAAUCCCAAUCAAGACCCAAAACGUCGUGCUUUGACAUUGAAAUUAUGCCAUUUUGUCUUUAUUUCACUCAGUACAUGCUUUGUUAGGAUGGGUUUUCCACGUCGCGUACGAAGCCAACCGAAGCAAAUCCGCUUAUUUGCAUCAAUCAAAUCGACUAACGAGAAAUUGGCUACACGGAAAGCCUACCCAGCAAAACGAGGACGAUGGGUUUCACCACUAGCAAUAGAAUUGGCGAACAGGCAAUGCGCCACGAUGACGCCAGUGCUUGUCAUUCCGCUCUAACCGAAAGCCCAUCACAGCGAAUGCAUUUGGCUUGCAGCGCUUUCGGGCGCUGGCAAGCUGUCAAAAAGUUACAUCACUUCCAAAUCCGCUUACGAAUGAUGUUUUUACGAUAAAGAAAGGGGAAAGCAACGAUAAGAUUAGUGAAUUUGGUAGUGAAAUGGGGAAAGAAAUGAAUCCAUUUUUUACGAAUCGAAUUGUAUGUUAAAGAGUUCAAAAUGUGUGAAGGUAGGUAGAAAUGUAGUUUAAAUAGUAUAUCAAACAUUUUUUGUACAGAUUUUUGUUUCCAAAUACAAUUGAUUUGCACUAAAACGAAAAAAAUGAGGGGAUACAAGAAUCACGACCAGAUUUCUGGUGGAAAAAUUUUGCGGCACAUAUUCAGAUGAUACGUAAAGGUGGUACAUAUAUCAGCUGCGCAUUGAAGUCCACCUAACUGAAGCGUGUAUAUUACGGGGAUGGUGCGAACUGUCUGAUGAACGAAAUUCAAUUUAAACUCAAAACAAUGGACUGGCUGUUCUUGAAGGUGGUUGAUCCAAAUUCUAUCCGGUAUCGAGCCUUAUGCGAAAAGCUUGUGACGAUGAAAAGCAAAACGUGUAUUCUGUAAAGAUCAUCGAUUGUGGUGUGCACGUGCCUAUCAGGCUAUAGAGAUUUACCAGUGUACCAGGGGCAAAGAAGCACCGGACGACAAGUUGAGGCAGAAAUAACGUGUUCUUAGUUGUUUUUUUUUCGUUGUUGUUUUGCUUCACUUGUUUGAGUUUGAGCUGUCGCUUCGCUCUUUCGAUUAUACGUUUCCGCUUUUGAUGUGCUGGAUGCUUUGAAUAACUCCCGGGCAAAGUAGGUCAUCUCCUUCUUUUCAAAUCAUGUUCCGGUGGUUGAUAUUGCUUUGAUCAAUUUUCGUUUAAAGAUUAGUCGCUUUAUUGUCGCUAGUAAGGACAGCUUUAGAAAUGGCCUAUUGUUGAGGGAGUUUGUUUUGCCGGUUUUCCGAUCGAUAAACUGAUGCAUUUUUGUACAUCUUAAUUGCUUCUUGGAAAUAAUGUAACAGAGUGUACAAAUUUCAUUCAAACGAUAAAAAGAAGGAGUUACGGAGAACAGAAGCUUCCUUAAAGUUUCAACGCAUACAACAAAUUACAUGUCUACCUUGAUUUUUAUACAAUCCAUCGCGUCAGUAGGGAAAUUAAGGAUCAAAAUUUGUGUGAGUUAUGGCUGGAGGCUUUCCAUUCCUGUCAAGAUCCCAGCAAAUAUGCGUGUUAAUUAGGUGUGAGCAAAGGUACACACCUUGAGGGAACAGUAGACCCAGGACGCAAAUUGCUACCUCUGCUGGUUUCGCACUAGAUCUAUCCCUUUUCCCUUUUUCGAUCUGAAAAACGGCAUUCGCUCCGAUUAUCUGCUAAUGAAUCUCUUUCACCGUGUACACCCUCGGGACGCUAAGAAUAAGGUUGCGAUUGCCAUUUUCAGUUAUAUAGGCCCCUUUUCUCUUUUGUUACCUCUGUGUUGCUCUAGCCAAACAACAUCAGACCUGUUACCUGUCUUAUGUAAAAAUCCAUACCAAUGUUGAUUUUGUUCUCAUACCCAGGUACAUGUCCGCUGGCUUUUUCUUUGUGCCCCUUGCCCAUUUUGCUUGGAUGCUUGAACCUUCCAUCAGAGAUUGGACCAUGUUAUGAAAAAGAUAUGGUGUAGGCGUUUGGAUUAAUGUUUCACCCCUUUUUGUGCAUGUUCCAUAACGAUUGCGACCAUGGCUCUCAGCUGAAGGUCAUAAGGGAAGACAUAAGAUCCUUUUUGGGAAUUAUUCGGUAUAUUAGCUCAUUGCUUUAUUGACGUAUCGGAGUGAUUAGAGUUUGCAUCAUGGGUUCUCCCAUGAGAAAACCUUUAUUAGCACUCUAAGCAAAUAAAGUAACCUCAAUUUUUCGUUCGCUUAUUUUAGUAAAACUAUUAUAUUAUAUUGUUUAUCUAUUACAAUGUUUAACUACACAGAUCUUAAACAAAAUUCUAACAUUAUAAAUCGUUUGUUUUAUGUUAUUUAAACAAACUUUGAAGCUACUCGAGCUUCUGCAGGUAUGUUGAUAUUUGCCAUCGUACCUGUUAUAUUUUUAUUCUCUCCAAAAACAUUGAAUAAACAUAACUCUGCAACUUGUUAGGAAAACCCUUACAAUGACCGAAUUGUUCUGUUUCUGUUUUCGCUUUAUUAUUUUCUUUUUUGUCCCUCAUAAAAGAACGGAAAAGGUUGAAUACUUCAUCUCGUAGGUGGAAAAAUAUUUAUCACAUCUUGCGACUGCCACAAAUAAGUUCUGCUUCACUGCUGUCAGUAUGUGGUUGUCGUUCGGGGAAGAACAAGCUCCUGCUUAAGGGUAACAGAAUGAAAGGUUUUGAAAGUAACACAUCACCGAACGAUGCAAGAGUAACGUGUGUGUAUAGUGUUUGAAAAAAUAAGAGAUUUUUUUUGCCUGGUAACAUCUAUUUUGUGGAAGAUAAAAGCGAAAAUAGUGAUAACUGUGUUAUAAUAAUUCGACACUACCUGCCAUGUAUCAUAUGGCUAAGUACUGGCCACUUAAUGAUAUUCAUAUGGGAGCAAACAGUACUUGCUUGCUGCAAAACAGUAAGCCACUGUACCGGCUAGCAAUAGAAGCUAUCACAAGGAACUUUUCCAAUAACCCGCGAUGCCCGAAUUACAGAGCUGCAGUAGACGAGUUACCUUUAGGCACACGGCUAGACUUGUUAGCCGAAAUGUGUGACUACCCUAGCCUGGUGGAUGUUCAGCUGCAGAUUCUUUCCGAUCCACUACUAGUCAGUGACUUUAUCAGAUGUCUGUCCGGUGAUCUAACCCCGCUGGUACAAUGUUUGCAAUGGUUGCAUAGUGUCAAAAAAUCUGUACCGAUCCAACUGUUCCGUCAGUACAAGAAGCUAGCAGAGGAAAAGAUUCGUCCCGGUGGUUAUUCCCGGCUGGAUUACAGAUGUGGGCUACGAAUAGGAACCUUCCUGAUCGAGACUGGUUGGACCGUGGAAGCAAUCGGUAUACUUCAACUUGCCCUACAACUUGCCCGUUUUGGUAGGGAGGAAGAACUCCCCGUGCUGCGCCAGCUGAUGCGAGCUCAAACACUUGCCGGAAAACUGAUCAACGCCAGCAAAACAUACGAACUGAUACAACAAAUGCUGCCUAAAGUAACAUGGCUUGCGAAUUUUGCCCAUGGAAUUCCCGGCAAAGAAAACGAACUACAAAGCUUGCACGAUCUCCAGAUCGCAGUUUUCCAUUCGUUUUCGCUAUACCACUUUGAGGAUUCUUACGUUCAACUCAGUUACCUGUGCGGUAUGGAAUCGUUGAACAGAAUCAGUCAACGAUCUCCUAGUCGGCUUGUUAUCGAUGUUCUUCGGCAGCUUGUUCGCGCUUGUUUAGGCCUUCGAAUGUAUACAAAAGCCGCAUUCAUACUGAAACUAGCGAUCGGUUUAGUUGUGCAAAAUUACGGACGAGUGAGUGCUCUGUACGCUGAAACGUUGGAAGAUCUGGCCAUUCUUUGGCUUGCGUGCAAUAAGGUCGGCGAAAGUGUGAUUGUGUACGCGGACGCUCAGCAAAUCUUCAAGCAGUUGUAUGGUUCAAGGAAUUUGUCGAUUUCGCUUGCUCAGGGCAAUCUGACGUAUGGGUUGUGUCUGCAAGCGUACGUUACUGGGCGCCGCGAAAGUGCUCUGCUUCUUAUUGCGAAGACUCUCAGAAACUAUAAGCGCACCUUGGCGCCGGAUCAUCGGAUGCUGAUACAAGUUCUUCGAUUACGUGUGACGAUGGACCUGUUAACAUUCCCAAAUAGUGUUAAUAGAUGUACCGAUGUGUUGCAGGUGGAACUAUUUGAUCAUAACAAUAUUGAGCCAUUGUCGGUGAGGGACAUCAACGCUCAGAUAGAAUUAAUACAACAAUGGGAUUACAAUGUCAAAAAACAAACAAUGCAAACACUUUAAAAUAAAAUGUGAGUAAGUAAAGGAAGAGGGUUAGAGAACAUCGAAUAAAUUUUAUGAAAUUUUGUUGUUAAGCUGUUGAGUACUUUGCUUUAUGCGCGUUUUUCAUGUUUUUAAGGUUAAGUAAAUAAUUAACAAAAGGAAAAUAAGAAAGAAUAUUGAGUAAAUUUUAAAAACACAGUGGAAUUUUUCGAAUUUUGUGUACUAUAGAGUCAACUCCCUUAUAACCCUUUUAACGAGUUUUUUUACAUUUGGUAGUAUAAAAUUGUCCGAUGGCUAAUCCGAUAGCGCAAGUAAUUGGCUAGAGAGAGAUCAUCGAGAGUGUGUUUUAUUCAAGAUCUCUUAUCGCUGAUGAUAAGGAUCGAAUAAGGAUCAAUAUCACAGUUGGAAAAUUAUAGAAUUUGCGAAAAUUCUAAAGAUAAGAACGACAUUUUCGGUUGACAGUUUAUAGCAGGUUUGACUGUAUUUGUAUUUUAAUUUAUUUUUCUUCUUUUUUUAUUACAAAUUUCUAACGGUUUGCUCUAUUUAUCUCGGAGUAUGAUUUUAACUGCCUAAAUUACUUUAUAAUAAAGGUUCAAAUCAACUUUUAAAUACGAUGAUACUGAUAUUUCUAGUUUUUUUUUUGCUCGGUUAGAACGGC
Molecule: messenger RNA, 4970 nt
Organism: Anopheles funestus (African malaria mosquito)
Lineage: Eukaryota; Metazoa; Arthropoda; Insecta; Diptera; Culicidae
Exons: 1
Coding region: 2909-4333 (474 amino acids)
Biological process (GO): intracellular protein transport
Molecular function (GO): protein binding
Source: RefSeq, a predicted model, not a curated record